Paramecium pentaurelia is the source of this 668-nucleotide messenger RNA. Lineage: Eukaryota; Ciliophora; Oligohymenophorea; Peniculida; Parameciidae. The record is from the annotation of a GenBank genome assembly.
AAUGAAUUGGAAACAAGUUUAUGCUUUCUCCGAACAUAGAACUAAAAGAAGUAUAUUGUAUUAUUCUAUUUAGUAUUAUCUGGAAAUGCAAAGUUUAAAGAACAUAAAUCUAAUAUUCAUAGUCCAAGAAGUAAUUCUUUCUUUAACAUUAUAGAUAGUCAACAUUCUCAUAAGGAUACCAUGGUUGGACUUUAGAGGAUUUCAAAAGAGAUUGUAGAAAGUCUAACAAAAGCUUUAACUCCAAAUUGUAGAGUUCGUUAGAAUUCUCCAAAGCCAUUACUCUAAGAGUAGGAACAGAAAUAAAUACUAAAACCCAACAAAGAACCUGAAAUUAUGAGAUAACCUUUGGAAUAAUUAGAAAAUGUAAAGCCAAAUAAAGAAAUAGAAAAUGUAGAGUACAUUAACUUUACAAAAUUUGCUGUAAAAUAUUCAAUCAAAUAUUUUAGAGAAAGAUAUCUUAAUAACCAAUUAAAGAAAUCAAAAUUUAAAAAAAUGAGUAAAAAAUAACAAGAUAGAGAUCUUAGGAUUUCCAUUCAAAAUAAGAAGAAUGGUUAAGAAAAAAGAAUGAAAAAGUAUUGAAAUAAAGAAUGGAAUAAUAAUGUUUAUAAUAAAGGAAGGAAAAUCGACUCAGCUUUCUAGAAAAAUCCUAGACGGAUAGAUUUUAAUGA